Molecule: messenger RNA, 1620 nt
Organism: Histoplasma capsulatum G186AR
Lineage: Eukaryota; Fungi; Ascomycota; Eurotiomycetes; Onygenales; Ajellomycetaceae
Exons: 4
Coding region: 1-1620 (539 amino acids)
Source: RefSeq, a predicted model, not a curated record
AUGACUUCUCCUCCUGAAUCCUUGCCUCCUCCAGGCUCCCCGAAAACCCCCCAUCCCAUCAUCUGUAACGCUAUGCGCAUAUCGCUCUCCGCAUCAGAGUACAAAUCACUACACGAGAAGCUCAUCAAGUGGCUACCUCCUGGCAUUCAGGAUCGAGUCUUGGAGCCAGCCGCGUUUAGAGAAGUUGUCAAAUCUCAGAACAAAUACAAUGAGGCUGCUCUCCGCGCUUCGCUCCGUGUCCUCCUGGCCACCGGAGCUGGCAUGAAACUCUUCGUUUUUAUAUCACAAAAGCUGGCAUCGAGGAAGACGCAAAACGACGUUAAACCUGCAAAAGGCACCCUCCGCCAUUCUCCAGCACUUCGACUAUCGGCGGCCCUAUCUCUGACUCUCCUCUUGCACCGCCUCUUGCGCCGUUUUUUUUCCCGAUUGCGCGCAAACCUACGAAUGGAUGAUGCUCGCCCAUUCCGUGAGCGUAAUCCUCGAAUCUCUCGAGCCUUGACAUCUAAAUAUGCGCCUGCGAUUGGUUCAAGCCUGGCAGGCUUUGCCCUGGGUGCUUACCCACAAAGCCAACUUCGCCUCACGCUAGCUAUUUACAUGUCAACCCGAAGCUUGGAAUUUUUGUUUAAUGAAUUGGACGCCAAUGGAUGGUUCAAGAACCGGCCGUGGUGGUUUGGAAGUUGGUUGUUGAUGCCGGUCUCCUUGGCCCAACUGUUCCACGCGUUUGUUUUUGAUCGCGAGGCCGAGCCGAAGUGGUUCGGUGACUUUAUUCUCAAUUUUACUCCAGGCCACAUUCCCCCUCGACCAGGGAGCUACCCUUCGGACCGCCACUGGAUAGAUCAAUAUGAAACUGUGGAUGCUCUAGCUAAAAUUUCCGAAUUGAAAUGGCCCGCCUUCAUCUCCCCAAUCCUCCACCCAUCAAAUCCAAAAACCCUUCCGGAUUCCCUGCAAUCCAUAUCCGCCGUAACAUCCUCCGCCCACCCCUCAAUCUCUUCCUUAUCCUGUGCACUCCUCCACUCUAAAUCCCCCUCGUGCCUAACCGCCUCCCUCCACCAAUACCUCCUCUCAAUCCCCCUCCUCGCGCGCUUCCUCACAAAGGUAUACUUAAUCCUCUCCCUCUUGAAAUUCAAAACUUUCAUCCACCAACCAAUUCUUGCCAUCAACGGUGUCUGCAUGAAAAUCCUCUCCAGAACGGCCAUCCUUUCCACAGCCUUAGGGACAGCGUGGGGCAGUGUGUGCCUGUUCAACUCCUUCCUACCUCGUUCGUUGUUACCCACACAGCGCUUUUACCUCAGUGGAGCACUGGCUGGGUUACCAUUUGCCUUCGCUGGCAAUGGUAAUCGGUCCAUGUUCCUCUAUUUCUUCCGUAUUGCGGUUGACUCUGCUUGGAAAGUUGGGACGAAGCGCGGAGUAUGGCGCGGUGGGAAGGGAGGUGAUCUAUUUGUCUUUGUUGCAUCGUGGGCGCUUAUUGGGGUGCUGUUGGAGAAGAAUCCCGGUGCGGUUGAUGGAGCGGGUUUGAGGAAGAUUUUUGCGUGGUUACGGGGUGAUGGGUUUGUGGACCUGGUCGAGACGGCUGGUGUGAAGAAGAAGGGGAAGAAGGCCGCUGCUGCUGCUGCGGAUUAA